CUUUUUACAUCCGCGUCAUGACUCCAUCACCCACCCAACCCUAGUGACGGGGAAUUGGAGAUGUUCCCGUCUGACUCUAUAUCGGUCCUUUUGACACGGAAGAUCAUUCAAGAGUACCUAUCCCUAUAUGUUCUCCCGAGUCUCCCUCUAAUACUUUCUCUUCUCUUUCUCUCCUAAUUGGUCGAGAGAGAAAAAGAGAUAGGUAGAGAAAAACGAAGAGUCUCUCUCUUCUUUAUGUCAGGGCACAAAUCUUUCACCUCUUCUUCUUUCUUCUGACCCAUUUCAGAAGGAACCACCAAAAAAUAGAGGCAGAAGGUUCUAGAAGCCGCCAAUUCUUUUUUUUUUUUUUUGGUUUAAUCUGUCUGAGUCCGAGAGGUUUGUGAUUGUAACAAUGGAUUCCUCGUGUGUCCCAAACGGUGAUGUUUCCGGGUUCAAAGAUAAGGAGCCAAUGGUUGACCCUUUCUUGGUCGAGGCUCUUCAGAACCCUCGUCACCGUGUCACCAUUUUGCGGAUGGAGCUGGAUAUCCAGAGGUUCCUGAAUAAUGCAGAUCAGCAGCAUUUUGAGUUUCAACAUUUCCCUUCUUCAUAUCUCAGACUGGCUGCACAUCGUGUUGCUCAACACUAUGGUAUGCAAACAAUGGUUCAAGAUAAUGGCUUCAAUGGCCAGGGAACCAGAAUUAUGGUAAGAAAGAUAGCAGAAAGCAGGUAUCCUGUGGUUUGCUUAUCUGAAAUACCUGCUAAACAGUUGGAAGAUGAUAAACCUGAGCAGAUAAAAAUUGCCAUAAGGCCCAGGCAAAAUAAAAACAGUUUAAAUGAAGCCGGAAGGAAAAGCAAUCCUCUUAGAAGCGUGGAAGAGAGAAAGGAGGAAUAUGAUCGGGCACGAGCACGCAUUUUUAGUAGCUCCAGAAGUUGUGACUCAGAUGAUACUCUGUCCCAGACUUUUACAGAUGAGAAAAAUUCUCUUAUAAUCAAGGAUGAGAAUGAAACUAGCAAGACCCCUGUGGUUGAUUCAGAACAAUGCACUGUUGGCAGGGAUAUUAGUUCUACUCGAGUUGCCAUUUUGAGAGAUAGGGAAAAGGACCGUAGUGAUCCAGAUUAUGAUCGUAACUAUGGAAGAUAUGCUAGGAGUAUUCCAAUUUCUUCCCUUAACUUGAUGCCUUUUAAUUUGCAACAAGUUCAACCUCCAUUUGUGCAGUAUGACAAUGCUUUUAAUCCGUUCAGUCAGAUAUCACAAAAUCAAGCUUCACUUGGCUAUGGACCUCCUCCAAGCCCUAUGAUGAAUCCUUUUGGUGUCACGGGGUCAAAUCAGGUGUCUAGGGAUGGUGCUUAUGUACAGUGGCCAAGUGCUGCAAUGAUGUAUGCACAUUCAUAUGACCAAUUUAGACAUGCUGUUUUCCAGGCUCCGAUUGCUCAACGCCCAUUGAGUUUCGAUUAUUCACAGAAUUACUAGAUGACGUUUAGAGGGAAGUUUUCCAUUUGGCUGCAGAUGUUAUUUUAGCUAUUAAGGAUUUCAGAGUAAGAUACAAUUUUUCUGUACUGUUAUAAUAGACCCUUGUUUUCUAUUCUGGUUUUUAAGUUUUGAUGGUGGUAGUAAGCAUUCGGUAUUUCCUAGUGAAAUUUUUAUACUGGACUGUAGUGAAAGUACUGGAUUUGAAGUCUAUGAAGAGUUAUAUGUGGUUACCUUGUCCAA
Messenger RNA from Glycine soja, 1690 nucleotides. RefSeq lists its product as uncharacterized. NCBI's taxonomy places the organism in Eukaryota, Viridiplantae, Streptophyta, Magnoliopsida, Fabales, Fabaceae. The record is from RefSeq and is a predicted model, not a curated record. Gene Ontology annotation, molecular function: nucleic acid binding. The transcript is spliced from 4 exons. Bases 392 to 1450 code for a protein of 352 amino acids.